GCAGCCUGCAGUGAUGGAGCCCGUCGGGCAGUCAGGGGAGUUUCCCUGUUGACAGCAGCAGACCUGACUGACACUCUCAUUGAGCUAGCCUGCCAGCUAGCUAGCUAGCCGCAUCACACCUAUUGGCCGCUUCCAACCCAAGCUAACUACUCUGUCCUCCGAUUGCCACCAUGGAUUUGAACACCAUCUUGUCACAGCUUGAAGCCGACGACGAAGAGGAAAUUGAGACGUUUCUGCGGCAGUAUAUCCGAGAGAACAAUCACACUUUCAGUUUUGACCAGAAGGAGGAAUCCCUGCGCGUUAAGCUGUGCCAGAGUGUGUUGGCAGUUCUUGGGAGGAAGGUGAAGCCCAGCUGUCAGAAGACAUGUCUGGAGACACUCCGCAUCCUGUCCAGAGACAAGCGUGUCCUCGCACCUGUAGCCACCAGGGAGGGCAUGCUGAUCCUGGGAGGAAUGGCGAGGCUGAACGCCGGAGAGGAAGGCGAUGACAACCAGAAAAUCUCUCAGGAAGACACCCAGUCAGAGGAGGAGGAGAGGGUUGUGGUGGAGGCCUUAAAGUGCCUAUGCAAUGUGGUGUACAAUAGUCCUGCUGCUCAGCAGGUUAGUGUAGACAUGCAGCUGGUUCAUGGCCUUUGUGCCACCCUGCGUACAGCCCGUACAUGGCACCAUGAGGUGGGCCUCUUCACACUGCGCCUUCUCUUCCUGGUGUCUGCACUAAGACCUGAUGUGAGAGGGGUUCUGAUAAGAGAAUGGCAUGCUGUGAGACUACUGACGGAGGUCCUGGAGCACACCCUGGAUGUGAGCUGGGUUGGUCCCUAUGAAGCCACCCGUCCAGAUCCACAGGCUCUGCCCAUGCCUGCAGAGGACAAUGAGAGAGCAAUGGAGGCGCUCAAAGCCUUGUUCAACCUCACACUGUCUGACACUGGUGGCGAGGAGGAUGACCACCAGUUCCGACUCAUUGCGGCCAUCCUGCGUCAUCAGUUGAUGCUGAAGACUGAGACCGAGGAAAAAACAGAGGAAGCACACAGCCAUGCCAUCAACCUGCUGAAUAACCUGCCUGUGUCCUGCCUGGACGUGUUAAUCGACUUGCCUGUCCAGGGCGGGCAAGAGAUAUAUGGUGGGAGAAAUAUGGAUGCAGUCCAGAAGUUAAUAGACUUCAUGGAGAAAAGGAUGGACAAGCAGGGCUCCAACUACAAAGAAGGUUUGACUCCGGUGCUCAGCUUUCUGACUGAAGGAUCCAGACGCCACAGGGAGAUCCGCAGAUAUAUCAAAACUCAGGUACUUCCCCCACUGAAAGAUGUAAAGAUCAGGCCAGAGAUUGGCACUACCACCAGAAACAAGCUGGUUCGCCUCAUGACACACGUUGACAUGGGUGUGAAGCAGACGGCUGCAGAGUUUCUCUUUGUCCUCUGCAAAGAAAGCGUGGACAACCUGUUGAAGUACACAGGAUAUGGAAACGCAGCAGGACUCCUGGUGGCUCGAGGACUUCUCGCAGGAGGGAGAGGAGAGACCCAGUACUCCGAGGAUGAAGAUUCCGACACAGAGGAGUACAAAUCUGCUAAACCCUUCAUCAACCCCAUCACCGGUCAUGUGGAGGAGCCGAUGCCGAACCCCAUCGAAGAGAUGACCGAAGAGCAGAAGGAGUACGAAGCCCAGAAACUGGUCAAUAUGUUUGACAAGUUGUCAAGGCAGAACGUGAUCCGGCCAAUGGGGGUCAGGCCUGACGGGACGUUAGCACCUCUUGAAGAAACUCUCUGUGAUCCACCUGAAGACUCAGGAUCAGACUCUGACUAGUGCACGAUACAUUUAGGCCACAUUUCCCAGGUUAAGCCCACUUGGCCCCAACACAUCUGGAGCUGUGUCCUAUUUCAAGGUCUGGACCUUUGAAGGAAGGUGCCCCCGACGGUGGGUCAGUCAGAGAAGAUAACAGCUGGCUGAAUCAGUCUGCCGUUAUUGAGCAAAAGUAGAAGAAGUCAGUCAAAAGAUCCACACGUUGUACCAAUAUCUCCCAAAAAAUUUUACUUUAUUAACUUAAACAUGCAGAUAUCAGUACUAUGUGUGGAUCUAUAGUCAAGACCACUUAAGGGUCGACCCCGAAUAGUCAAUGAUUUGAUCUUAGGAGCCUGGAGCCUUCGUUGUUAUGGGAAAAUGUGGUAGUGAAUCAAAGGAUCAUUCAUAAAUUACAGAACAUAGCACUAUUAACUACUAACGAUUCCCUAAAGUCAGCUGGUUGAGGUGCGUAGAAACAGCUGUUUGCGGCUUUGUUUCUCUCUCUACUGUUGACUGUCCCUUCACUGUCCCUCUUUUUAUGCUGUGUGUGGUUUGCCACAAUGGAGAAAACGAAAUUAGGACCGAAAGUCCUGUUUACAACCAAGAAAAGGAAGGAGGAUAAGAAACCAUGUCUCUCCGCUCCGUGUCAGUCUUACAUACAGCACCGCAACUACACACACACACACACACAUAACAAACAGCGCUGUCCAUUAUUCUGAAACAGCAGCUAAACGAAAGUAUCUCGGCCUAUAAUGUUUUUACUAUAUUUCUAUAGAUACAUUAAAAUUUAAACAUAGUUGGAUCAAUAAGCAAGAAAAGAAAGACAUGAUUCUUCAGUUGACUAAAGAUUUUUUUUGACAAUGUAAAUUCUAAGUCAGGGACAACCUUAAACUACUUUCACAGAAAACCAAAGUAAUGGUAGAGUUUAGGAUCUGCUUGUGAACUCCUCACCAGGAGUUCUAAAUUGACAAAGUUUAAAUACUGGCGACUGUGACAAGUUUUGUGAUACCUGAGUUAGAAUUUUAAUGUUUUAGAGCACGAAAUGCGGCACGACUGGCAAAUAGUGGAUCAGGUUGAUGAUAAAUGUAUCCAUAUAACUUCUAUUUAGCUGCAGGUUUAAGUCAGGAUUAGUUUAAGCAAUGUAUAAUAUAUGUCGGCCCAUUAUUACGUAUUCAGUCUAGAAAUGUGACUUCGGGUGAUCCAGCUCUGAACUGGGACACCGCUCAUCAUGUCCCAGGGAGCGCAGCAGAAAGUGCAUCAUGAUGCACAGGAGGCCUCCGUGGUUACUGUUGCACCUUAUUGUUGAAAAAAAUAGAGGUAAUAAUAUAAUUAUUUGCUGGAUCAUAUGUAUCUCACUGAAGGCACUGUUGUAAUGGGUUUUUAAGUGUCACUAGGUCUGAAAAUCAUUCCUUCACCUGAGGUUUAGUUUUUCACUUCUUUUUAAGUUUCACUUUUUUUUUCCGCUACAUGACGAUUUUGUCCACUUUGUAUUUCUAUAUAAUUCAAGUGCACAAUCUAAAAACACAUUUAGACAUGAAAUCACUGAAAACUGUCCACUGUUUUAAAAUCAUGGGGCCUGUGUCCAGUUUGGAUGGAUAUACAGUGUAUUUAGAAAUCAGGCAGUGUCCCUGUGGACAGAUUUAACUUGCAGCUCACAGUAUCGUUUCCAUUCACAUAUUUUUAUGCAAAUUAUUAAUAAUCAUGUUAGAAAGGCUGGAAACAGUAAAAUAUGAUAACACUUUUAAGUCUAAACUUUUUCAUUUGGUUGUUUCUGCCUUUCUCGAGAAAGAGUUAAUGUGAUUAAAAGAUUAUGGAAAAGCUAUUGCUGAAUAAAUUUUGACAUUGUUAACAUUUAACUUACAUGACUUAUGAGCUGUUUCCACUGUCGGCGUCUACUCGGAUAUUCCUAUGGCGUGUUAAUGCUUUAAUCUUUAUAUGCGGACAUCAUAAAACAUGGCCAAUAGUAGCUGACAUGAAAGAACAAUUAAUGCGUGCCCAACUAAAACAAAUUCCUGUAUACCAUUCUCCAUUUCCUCGUGUAGGUGGGCUAGAUGGCCAAGGAGACUUGAUUGGUUUCCGGUUCGCAAAACUCUUCUUCUCCUCCUUUUACUGGCAGAUUAAAGCCUCGGGUAGCCUAUAGAGAAAACCUCUGACCAAACUACGCUGUAGCCGAGUCUAUUUGAUACAAACCAGUUAAUGGAAAUAAAACUACGCUUAAAAUUUUCUUGAAAAUGUAGAGGAAACGGGGGCUAAUUGUUUGGUUGUGUAAUAAUCAAUUAGUCAGAAAUCUUCUGAAUUCAGGGCUUGGUGGUUUACUGUUGUGUCACUGAGAGUUGUUUUUUUUUCAUUUAUAAUUAUGACUAUAAAUAGAGAGAUUCAGCAUUUGUUGUGUAUGAUUGUGUACAGAUUGUUUCUGCCUGUUGUGGACUCUCGACAAAUAGCGUAAACUGCAAUGAUUGUUUUCUAAUCCAUGUUACUUUUGCCAAAUCUGUAUGCUGUUUCAUUUCUCAGUGACUCAUUUUCUUGAUUUACUUUUUUUUGCAAAUUUUAUACGAAUCCACAGCUUCAUUUUCUGUAUAAACUGAUAAAUAUUUCUUUGUGUUGGUACAAUUUCAUUUUAUGUAAAAGCUGCCAGUUCUGACAAAAGAUGCACGGUUUGUUAUAACUUCACAAGUUUGUUCUAUUAUUACAAAUUGCUGAUUUCAAUCAAGAGAAACUAAAUAUUGCU
Messenger RNA from Anoplopoma fimbria (sablefish), 4497 nucleotides. It is a transcript of the gene ric8b, whose product is annotated as RIC8 guanine nucleotide exchange factor B. The transcript has 10 exons. NCBI's taxonomy places the organism in Eukaryota, Metazoa, Chordata, Actinopteri, Perciformes, Anoplopomatidae. The coding region runs from base 171 to 1793 and encodes 540 amino acids. The record is from RefSeq and is a predicted model, not a curated record. Gene Ontology annotation, molecular function: G-protein alpha-subunit binding; guanyl-nucleotide exchange factor activity. Gene Ontology annotation, biological process: G protein-coupled receptor signaling pathway. Gene Ontology annotation, cellular component: cytoplasm; plasma membrane.